UCCACUCAAACUGCAUAUAGUGUGAACCAUCGGGUCGUAAUCAAUGUCUUAAUUUUACUUAGUUACUUAUAUUUGAGUGAACUUCCCGUAUCGUUUAGGUAUUUCUUUGUAAUACGCAUCAGUGACUCAUACGUGAGUAGUAACAAUCAUUAUAAACAAAACGAUCUUAAUAACAGCGUCAUACCUGUAAGCACAGCUUUCUUUAGUUCAUCAUGGCAGAGCGUGAGCCUAUAAGUGGCUCGAGCCGAGACUAUGGCGCGAUUGCCACCCCUCCCACGGUCGGCUUUGCCGACUUCAGCCCCACCGAGCUGUACAAUCUCAGCGAAGGCAUUGCUGACAACGUCAAUAGCAUCAACAUGGGCCUGCGGUCUCUGGAGAAGAUGAUGAAACAAAUUGGAGGGCCUAAUGAUAAUCUACAACUUAGGGAUAAAAUUCACGACACUCAACAGACAGUGAACGGGUCAGUGUCGGCGACGGCGCGCGACAUCCAGCGGCUCGGCGUGGUAGCGCGACGCGGGGACAAGCCGCAGAAGCUACAGGUGGAGAGGCUCACACAGGCGUUCAAGGAUGCGCUUGCUAAGUACUCUUCAGUACAAAAGCAAGUAUCAGAGAAGAUGGCGGCCCACAUGCCGAAGCAAGCUCGCAACCGCAGUGACCCGUCUUUGCUCGAGCGACAAGCCAUCGCCGACGAUGAGGAGUCUGCGUUGUUGGAUAACCAGCAGGCACAGGCUCGUCUCGUUCAGUUCGAGACGAACAUGCUGUUAGAAAGAGAGCAGUAUAUCCACAAGAUAGAAGCCGAUGUGCUAGACGUAAAUCAGAUCAUGCAAGACCUAGCUAGCCUAGUCCACCAGCAGGGUCAAACCGUAGACACGCUCGAAGGUCACAUAGAAGAGGCCAGCGCCAACGUCGAAGCCGGCGUCGACGAGCUGGCCAAAGCCGAGCAGCACCAGCGCAGCUACAGGAAAAAAAUGUUCAUCCUCAUCAUCAUCGGCAGCAUCGUGGCCAUCAUAUUCAUCGUUUGGAUCAUCAAGGCCUUCAGAUAAACAGCGUAUUGUCUAUGAUUUUAUUCUCUGAAGGUUUGUUAUAUUAAUAUACUGGCGACCUUCCCCGGCUGCGCACGGGUAAACCUUAACAAAUUAUACACUUAGGUGUUCCUCAAGAAUCACUCUAUUGAUAGGUGAAAACCGCACGAAAAUCCGUUCAGUAUUUUUUGAGUUUAUCGUGAACAUACAAACAGACAGACGCGGCGGGGGACUUUGUUUUAUAAGAUGUAGUGAUGACGACAUUGAGAUAGUUGUCAAAGUGAGUUCGACUGAUUUGUAGGUACGUGUAUUAGAAAAUAAGUUUAUUUUCUAAAAGAAGGUCAUUGCAAUUGUCCCAUUAAAAUGCAUGUAUCUGAUAGGGUAAGGAUGCCUACAACAAAAAAAACGAAUCAGUAAUCAUAUAUCAUAAGAUUGAUAGACGAUUUCUUUGUUGUGAUAAUUUUUAGUGCCAAGUUCAACUACUUGCAGCUAAGGUGUUGCAACCUGCGCUAGGGCUUGUAAAAGAAUUUAAAAAAAUACCAGAAUAGGCUCAGAAGACUUUUUACUCCUUAAUGCAUUCUAUCAACCAUUAUGUAUGUAUAAUGUAAAACGCAACCUCUGAAAAUAACGUUGUGAAUAAAAAAAAAAGGGUAACUGUAAAUAAUGUCCUCACAAUGUUUAAUAUCAUUCAUGUUAUCUACUUCAAAAUACUGUGAUUUAUAAAUACUUGUAUUGUUCUAUUUAUUUCAUCAUUAAUGUAAUGCAAUGAAAUGUGAAUGUUUUUUUUAUUCAUAUUUUAUUUGGUACAUAAAUGUGCACUUGUUUAAUUUAGAGUUAGGAACGUACCUCUACAUAUAUUUAUUAGUGUACUUGUCACCCUGUUACGUCAGAGGCCCAUUUCUCGAACGAUAUAAGACUAAUAUACUAAUCCUAAAAUCCUUAUCAAUUGCAUCAGUUUUUUUUUUUUCAUUUGAAGUUUACAGUUUUUUUUUGGUACAGGCCUUAUUAGUUCACGAACUGUCAAAUCGUAUGGGUCGCCAUGACAAUACACCAAUAAUAUUAGACUAAUAUCGUUCGAAAAAUGGGCCCCAGUUGGCAACUGACGGUAAUACUACUUAAGUGGUAUUUCAAAAUAAAAAAGUAAACACCAGUCUGAUAACUGUUUUUGACUGUACUACCGGGUACUGUCAAUUCCGAACGUUGUGUAGGUGGUCAGGCGUUUAAAAAACCUGUGUCAUUGGAUUAAAUGUUGUUUUUUUUACAAUUUAUGAGUAUUAUCAGCAGUGGCGUAGCGUAAACUAAUCUAGCCAUGGGCGAAAUCGCAUCUGCGAGACCCUUUACUUUCACUGUUCCCAAAGGGGUCUCGCGCGAGGCCGUGGGCGACGGCCCACUUCGCCCACGCCUAGCUACGCCACUGAUUAUCAGCUUAUGUAAUGAACUACAAUAUUGUGUAUUUAUAUAGCUGUGUAAGGCCUUAAUUACAGUAGAAUUUUAUUAUAUAGAAAACAGAAAACUAUAUGAAUAAGUGCCUUGGUAUUUGACCUUACGAGUUCCUAUAGUUUUCCGCUAUCUAUGAUAGAUAAUGUUAUGUUAUAUUUAAUCCAUUCUAGUUAGGAAUUCAUAGUCAAUGUAAUAAAUUAUAACUUUAUUAAAAUUUUCAAUUUGA
Molecule: messenger RNA, 2688 nt
Organism: Cydia strobilella
Lineage: Eukaryota; Metazoa; Arthropoda; Insecta; Lepidoptera; Tortricidae
Gene: Syx13
Product: syntaxin-12
Exons: 6
Coding region: 213-1043 (276 amino acids)
Biological process (GO): vesicle fusion; vesicle-mediated transport; intracellular protein transport
Cellular component (GO): synaptic vesicle; SNARE complex; endomembrane system
Molecular function (GO): SNAP receptor activity; SNARE binding
Source: RefSeq, a predicted model, not a curated record